Penicillium longicatenatum is the source of this 1566-nucleotide messenger RNA. Its product is annotated as bromodomain-containing protein. The record is from RefSeq and is a predicted model, not a curated record. Bases 1 to 1566 code for a protein of 521 amino acids. Gene Ontology annotation, cellular component: RSC-type complex. Lineage: Eukaryota; Fungi; Ascomycota; Eurotiomycetes; Eurotiales; Aspergillaceae. Gene Ontology annotation, molecular function: protein binding. The transcript is spliced from 8 exons. Gene Ontology annotation, biological process: chromatin remodeling.
AUGAGCACCAAACGGCGCGUGGCGGUGGCAGCGGCUUCUCCCGAACUGAAGCUGCGUAGUCAGAAGCGUCGCAAACUGUCUAAUCUGUCGCAUGGCAUUUGUGAUGGCCACCGUGCUUUGAUCGCGUAUAUCGCAUUCUCAAUCUAUGCGGGCGGCGCGACGCAAGACAAUGAUUUUGUGGAUUUCGAAGAGUCAAACCGUGCAUCCUCCGAGCCAGUAGACGACGCCGAAGCAGACUUCAGCUCUGGAUCACAGAAUGACGAGGAUGAGCCCGACGUGGAUUUUGAGGGCGAUAGCCUUCAAACAGCACAGGACAAGAUUCUCUCGGAGCUAUUUCGACUAAGGGACUCAGAUGGCGAAGAGGUAGCUUACCCGUUCAUCGGUAAACCAGACCGCAAUUUGUAUCGGGACUACUAUGAAGUCAUUCACCAUCCAGUCUCGUUGCGCAGUAUUCAAAAAAAGGUCCGUGGUACUGACGGAAGAAAGAAAGGCACUAAAAUGACUGCCUUUCCUACGUGGCUGUCCUUUGAAGAGGAGGUCAGUUAUCUGUGGCGAAAUGCCCGAGAGUACAACGAGGAUGGCAGCGAGAUUUGUGUUCUUGCAGGUGUGCUUGAAAGUUAUUUCCAACAUCGCGUGGCAGAGGCCAAGAAGCUUGUUCCGGAUCCCAUUCAGGUAGAUGGUCACCCCGAAUUACCUCGUAUCAAGUUGAAAAUGGCCUCGAAUAAUCCGGAGGUGGGGGCACAAAGGUUAACAUUGAAGAUGGCUCGCCAGACUCCCGGAACCCCGAGGGACGAUAAAGCGCCAUCCGGGGUCACUGUCGAUAGCGAUUCCCUCAAACGCCGACAAGAGGUGGUCCGCUCCGGGUCUAUAAGUCAAGAAGUUGAUACACAUCAUAUGUCCCCUCGAACAAGGUCUCUCCGCAGAAACAUCGGAAGCCCUAAAUCCAGUGCGGCUACUACCCCGCCGGCCUCGGAGCAAUCGCACGGCCUGGUCAGUGGGCGAGACACAACUAGUGUUGUUAAAGACGAAACACCAGGAGCGCCAUUUCAACGGACCGAGAUGCGCUCGUCCGCCGGUCUACAUGGGGUUCCUUUAGACUCCACAAACGGACUUUCCCAUCAAGAUGCAGCAUUGAUGCACCCAGCUCCUGAGCUAUCCCCUCUGGACUCUCUUUGGAGACGACCAGGCCAAGAUGCCAACUCAGCACUCAUCCGCAACGUUCAAAUCCUCACCCAUCCCACGCUAUCUUUGAAAGAAGACUUUUGCUUGGACAUUCCUCCAUCAUCUACAUUGUCUCAACAAACCAUUACUAUUCCUCUACCCCCCCUCACACCACUUGUUGACACGCAACGGCAGGUCAAAGUUGUUGCUCUGAUGGGCACUCAACGCCUUCAUGCAACUGGAGAUGCAUCUACGCUGGCGUACGAUAUCCAACUCCAUCCAGGUACUACGAAGGUUGACUUGGAGGCCAUUGCUGGACCAGCUAGGGGAGCUCCUAAAUCCGGCCCCCCGGGCUCCGAGGUGGAUUAUGAGCGGGUCACCAUAUUCUUUAAUCUAUUGCGAUGA